AUGGACCACCUGAACAAGGCACUUAGUGAUACCUCGAGUUACUGUCCUAGUAAAGAUACUUCGUCUGUAUCGGAUGAGUUCAAGAAGGCGUGUCCAAUGUUGAGUGGCGGUUCACACAACACGGUCCGUCAAGACGUGACCAACAGCACGUGCGCCUACAACAACAUGCCUGAGGAGGUGCAAAUUCCAGACAAUUACAACACGUUCGGGACAAACGCAGGCGUCAGCCCGUCCGAUAACUUCUACGCCCCUGCGAAUGAGACGUACGAUCUCUUAAUGCGCCAGACGAUUCCAGUCGUCCUACUGGGACGAUUUGUUGACCCAGAUUCGAAUGUGGUGCAAACCAGCGUCGAGUUCGUGUGUAUGAAUGCGAACAACACAGUGGAGGGAAGCCGCGUACCGGAGGAACAGACGCCGUGGGAUAGUGCUGGGGCUGAUAUCAGUGCUAGGAUGGUGGGAUGGGCGGCCGGUGUGAUGACGGCGGUGAUGCUGGUGUUGUAA
Alternaria conjuncta is the source of this 501-nucleotide messenger RNA. RefSeq lists its product as uncharacterized. Bases 1 to 501 code for a protein of 166 amino acids. The transcript is spliced from 2 exons. Lineage: Eukaryota; Fungi; Ascomycota; Dothideomycetes; Pleosporales; Pleosporaceae. The record is from RefSeq and is a predicted model, not a curated record.